This is a messenger RNA of Ruditapes philippinarum (Manila clam), 1818 nucleotides long. RefSeq lists its product as uncharacterized. The record is from RefSeq and is a predicted model, not a curated record. Lineage: Eukaryota; Metazoa; Mollusca; Bivalvia; Venerida; Veneridae. The transcript is spliced from 6 exons. Gene Ontology annotation, molecular function: cysteine-type peptidase activity; deNEDDylase activity. Gene Ontology annotation, biological process: proteolysis. The annotation marks the transcript as partial.
AGCAACACCAAGCAACGGUAUACAGAAAUUUCAGUUGGUGACAAAGUGUUAGUUCACAAUACCAGGAAGGCCAUCACGAAAAGAAAGGGCAACUUGGAACCAAAUUAUACCGGCCCCUACAUAGUGACUAAGUUUGAGGGAAACCUGGCUAAUUUAAAGACCGUCUCAGGUGAUGAACUUAAAAAAAAAUACAACGUUGAUCAACUAAAGGUUUUCAUCAGUCCAGAGACAGACGACCAGGAUUUCACAACAUCAACCGGACAAGAGCCUCAGCCGACAUCUGGGUACAAGAGCAGUACACCAUACAUCAACCCAAAGGACCUGAAAACUAAAAGCUAUCUUCAACAGAUAAAAGCUCAUGGGUCUCUAAAACAGCUGAUUGAGAUUGUCGCAAAAAUGGACCUGUCAAAACCAACAAGCCUGUCAAAUUUAAGUAGGAUGCUGAAAGAAUGCCCAAUACAAAGUUUUGUGUCAGAGGUUGCCAGAGACUUUGAAGAAGAGAUGGACCUAUUCGCUGCGCAGAUACUUCCAGAACUAAGACACUUAGAAACUACUAUAUCAGAAAAGACAACAAUGACUUUGAUUUUGUCAGCUGUAUGCUGCAGAGCCAUGGAGCUAUUUGAACCUGUGGCAACAAUUGCCAAGACACUGGUAUCUCGACCAAACCAUUUGAUGCCAUUGCCAGACCAGACUGUUCAUCUGCCGAAAUCCAGGCUCUGUGUAGGUGGUGAGUGCAUUGAAGAGGAGGAUCUCAAGACACUGGAUGAUGGACAAUGGCUAAAUGAUAAGAUAAUAAAUGCAUUUCUUGGAUUGCUCAAAACACAGAUGAAUGUAACUGACAUAUUUGUGUUCCCAUCCUACACAGCGGUUUUGUGGGAGAAUGGCAACCUUGGCCAUUGGCUAUUUAAAAAGGUACAGUUUCUGAAGUUCAAGCAUCUUAUCUUACCGAUAAAUGUCAAUGGAAAUCAUUGGGUUUUACUGGGGUUUUACACAAGGGACAGAACUGUAACAAUACUGGAUUCUAUGAAUGGCAAAAAUGCAGAGAAAUUCAUCAGUUUAUGGAGAAAGCAUAUGGAGAUUAGGGAUUCCUGCCCAGAGGUACACGAAAAACUGGGACAAUUGAUUCAGUUUCAAAUAAACAGAUAGAUGGCCAUUCCUGUGGUGUCUUUGUACUUAUGAAUGCAGAGUGCAUUGCACAUAACCUGCCACCUAAGAUAAUGCGUCAGGUACAUUGCCUAAAUUAUAGGAAAUAUGUACGAUCUGCCCUAAUACUUAAAGGAGUAUCGAAAGAUGACAGGAGAUGUGACCAGCCCGACUGCAAGGGAAAAAAGGGAGUCUUGCGUUUGAUACAGUGCUGUGUUUGUGGACGGUGGUUCCACACAAAAUGUUGUGGAGUCACAACAAAAUCAGCCAUCGAAGACGAUUUUGAGUGUGUGUUUUGUUUGGCUGCAUAUAAUUAAAGCUGCAUGCCUCCAGAUGAGCCAAAAUAUUUCAAGAAAAUAAACCUUAAGAAAAAUGUUCUUAGAUUUUAAGAAUAGUAAAAGUAUUCACAAUUCAAGAAAUAGUUUACAUGCUGUAUGCAAUUAAUGACUAAUUUUGAAUUAUUUUUUAUCUUAUACUGCGUUACUAACGCAAUAAGGACUAUUUUUUCAUAUUUUGUUAAUUUGAAGUGCUGAUUGAAAUAUGAACAUUAUUUUCUUUGUUCACUUUACAAUAUUUUACAUUUAAAUACAUUUUCAAAAUGUUCUCUAAAAGUAGCUUGAAUCUGGAGGCGUGGUGCUUUACAUACAGAGGAGACUUUGUAUUUAAGUUUAUUAU